Messenger RNA from Colletotrichum navitas, 990 nucleotides. RefSeq lists its product as uncharacterized. The record is from RefSeq and is a predicted model, not a curated record. The transcript has 2 exons. The coding region runs from base 223 to 879 and encodes 218 amino acids. NCBI's taxonomy places the organism in Eukaryota, Fungi, Ascomycota, Sordariomycetes, Glomerellales, Glomerellaceae.
CUGGAGGAUGGAUGGGCACUGCGGUAUUUACGUGUCGACAACCUUGGGGAGCUUCUGCUGGAUGGAUCCGAGGUGACGGCGAAAGCUCGAGAAACCCCUGUCCAAGAGCUGCGGAAUGGCAAAAAGGGAGAAGAAAGCUAGCGUGAGCAACAGAGCGAUGUUUACGGCAAAGAUGAAGAAGCAGUCGAGCGUCGUGCCAUUUUCAGACGAGAACAGACGACCAUGACCCGGGGAGCGGAACGAGGAACGAGGCAGGAUAAAGGGAAAGGCAGACGAGACGGGAUACCCGUCGGGGAGGGACGGACGGCGAGAGCAAGAUCCCAGGACAGGCCAGGACAAGACAGAACGAUACCCCGUGGCUCAUCCCGGUCUCCGUACGAGGAAGAGGAGGAUGCCGGGAGGGUGACUGGAGGAGAGGUGAAGAACAAAAGAUUUGUGGAUCAUACUUUUCCAUCCGCCCACACCCCCGGACACGCAGCACAAGGGACUUGGAGACAUGGAGGAGCAAGGACAAGUUGUCAUCAAGUUAGGCAGGUCAGAAGAGGGCGAGAGAUACUGGGAAAGGCGACAGAGACUGAAAGAGAGAGAGAGAGAGUACCUAUGUGUGGGUGUGAAUGUGAAUGUGAGUGGAGUGUGGAUGGACUGGGGCGUCACAAGUGGAACAGGGGGGGGGGGGGGGGGGAGCGUAGUCCAAAUGGGCAAAUCUCUCUGACCCGCGCUUUCAAUCUCUUCGCUACUCCCACUCCGCCAAGCCAAAAGGAACUGACAAUGCUUGCAAGGAAACAGGAAGGCCAGAUAGGUUGUAAAGGCCAAGAGGAAGAACCCAGGCAGGUGCGUGCGUAUAUGUGUGCGCGUGUAUGUGUGUGGGUGGGUGGAUAGAUAGGGGAGAGAGAGAGAGGACAAGCGAGGGUACCCCCUCCCUUGGGGGGAUGCUAAUCUUGUUUCCCCUGGUCCGACGCAGAAUUUUCCCCUCUAGGUCCUUCGCCUCUU